Messenger RNA from Dipodomys spectabilis (banner-tailed kangaroo rat), 2260 nucleotides. RefSeq lists its product as uncharacterized. The coding region runs from base 881 to 2224 and encodes 447 amino acids. The record is from RefSeq and is a predicted model, not a curated record. The transcript has 5 exons. Lineage: Eukaryota; Metazoa; Chordata; Mammalia; Rodentia; Heteromyidae.
AGCAGUGUAACUAUUGUAUCUUAAAUUCCUAUGCAGAGAUUGGACAACAGCUCAGCAAUGUGUGAAAUUCCUUCUUCCCAUUUUUGUUGAGGGAGGAAGAAAGAUAAUGGGACUCAGAAGCAAAGAAUUCAGAUGCAAAUAACUAUAUAAACGAUUAGCUUGUAAAAAUGAAAGGAGCAGUUUCUACCUUAAAUAUUAUAUUCCUUCGAAGCUAUAGUAAAACAAGUCCUAGUCAUCAUAAGAAGACAAUGCAGCAGCUCUUCCUUUCUCUGCUUGCCUCCAUGAAAUAUUGCAAGUAUAAAAAAUAAUUUUCUCAGUUACAAAAAUGAACACCUGUAAAAAUGGCUGAUUAUAUGUGUAAUGAAUGUUUUCCAAUACAUCUUUGAUUUUCCCAUCUCUAAGUAUUUGCAUUUUUUGGAGAAGACACCACAGAGGGGUUCCAAGGACAAACAGAUUAGGCUACAGAAAGUCAACAAUGACCUAGGAUGUAGAUGUCAAAAAUAUGUGCCAGAAAGAUGUGGUAGUCACCGAAGGCCCUGAGAAAUCAAAUGAGUUGAGCCAGAUGAGAGGAAUAGUGAAAGAUAGGGCAUGAAUGUGACCUAGGAGGACUCCUGGAAGCUAAGAACAAGCCAGAAUCUAGGGCUAGCAGAUGAGGAUUGGACAAACAAGGUGUGCUGUUAACUUGUCUACAUGUACACAUUGCAAUAUUGGGUGGAUGGGAAUAUUUCUUGUGUGAGGAAGCAGCAGAGCUCAUUGGGCCCUGAGAGGUGACCCUGCCUCCUUCACAACGGAAUAGAACAUGGAACCCUGAUAGCAGGCCACGGUAACUCACAGUUGGCUCAAGCCAGCUCACUUGGCCUGUGACUCCGGAGCCAGAAACAUGUUCUUGUGCUGUAUUCGCAGGUCUCGAGACUCUGGUCUCAGCCAAGAGAAGUAUGGGUGCCUCAGUCAAAGCUGUAGACACUGGAUCAGUGGCAAGCCACGAAGCAACCAUCUCAGAGAUUUGUCCAAAAAGAAACCUAGGAAAUCACAAGGCAACUCAGGCAAGUGUGCUAAUACGUCAGCCCUGACCCUGAAUGUGCCAUGCGAUAUAUGGAGCCCGGAGGCAAGCCUGCUGGACAUGUUGGUGAUGAACCUGGUCCCAGCCUACCAGAAAGGCGAUCUCUUCUAUGUUGGAAACUUCCUCCACAAUUAUAGACAGUGGGCAACAAUGGAGCAAGUGCUGGAUAUUGUGUUCAAAAAGUACAGAUUCCCGGGCCGUAACUCUGAGGAAGAUGAACAAAUAAAGAACACCCUUUGUUCCAUCUUCACCAUGUGGAUGGACUGCUAUCCUGCAGAUUUCCGAGAGCCCCAGAACCGACACCCGGUGAAAGAACUUACCCACUAUGCCAUGCUCCACAUGCCCUCCUCAGAUCUGGUCCUCAAUCUCCACGUUCAUCUGGAUGAGCUGGAGGAGAGCGGGAAGAAUGAGACCAGGAAACAGAGGAAGAAGUCCCUGUGUGGUCACCUCAGAGCUUGCUUUGGCCGCCAUAGAGCAGCUUCUCCUGACCUCCCAAGGAAAAAGCCCUCGGUGAUGUCAAGGAUGUUGAUGGAUGGGGAUCUGGAGCCAUCACUGGACUACACAAUGCAUGUGCAUGUAGAGGGGUUGGAUGCAUUUGCAGUGAGGCCCCGAAAGGUUGUGAGUCCUGUGGAUAAGACAGUGGUUCUGAACCCCACAUGUAACAGAGCUGAACUUGUAGGGACCCCAAAGAAAGAAGAAGGUAAUAGUGAUUGUCUUCCUGUGACUUUCACAGGCAGCCCAGAUCAGCUCAAAAAGGGUCAAAUCAGCACUCCUCCUGGCGUGCUGGAGGGAGUAGCACUCGUGGGGCUGAUGGAAAAUAUCCCCAUUCUGUGCUCAGGGGAACCAAUGAGUGAGGUCCCAACAUUAGAUGCAGCUCAGGAAAGUGAAUCUGUCCUCACUGAACAUCUGGACAAAUCUGUCCUGCUGCAGCAGAACCAAUCUCCAACUGAGAAAUUAGAAUCUGCCUCUCCAGCCUUUGCUGGAGCAAAUCCUAUCUUUCAUGAGGAGCUAGAUACUUUGGAGGAUUCUGAGGCAGAAUUUAUGUUUGAAGGCAACUUAGAAGCCGACCUAGCCUUAGAGCUUCCCUCCCCUCUCCCUGGGGAUAUCUCUCUUUUUCUUUUUGUCCUGAUUGUUGUAAAAUUUGCAUUCUUUUUAUUCUUCUAAAUUUAUUAAAGAUAUAUGUUUAUGUUGUAAAAUUUA